UCUGGGAAUCUGGAUGGCCACACGAAUUGACCCAUUGACCCAUUGACCCAUUGACCGGAUGUUCGUGCGAGCUUACAACGUACUCCGUCCCCUCGGUAUUCACACACAAAUGCGUCAAAUAUAUAUGUCGGCGGUCGACCAUCUGGUCCUUGGUCCCUCGUCCUUUGUCCUUUCUCCCCCCACCCACAUCCUCUCGCCCUCGCCUGGCAGGAUACAUCUUCUUGACGAUACUCGAGUCGAGUUAGGGGUCGAACAAAUCACCAAUGCGUACCACCCAGGUCUCUGCCCUCCUGGGUCUCGCGGCCGGCGCUGCCGCUUGCGCUCCCGACUUCAACAGUCUCCUCAAGCGCACUCACCGCCAGCCGCUCUCCCUUGCCAAGCGUGACGAACAGUGGCCGCCUGUGCUGUCCGAGCACGAGGCUAUCCUCGUCAACAGCUUUGACAACAUCACCAUCGACCAGUGGAGUUACUACUAUGGUCGUCAGGAUAAGCUGGCCGGCUUCGGCAAGGAAGCCGCUGAGUGGACUCGUGACCAGUGGGCCGCCAACGGCUUCGACGCCCACCUCAACGAAUACAACGUCUUCCUCCGCUAUCCCAUUUCCACCUCCUUGACCUUCACCGACGCCGAGGGUAACACCUCCGAGGUCAACAUCAAGGAGGACGUUCUCGAGGAGGACGAGGUCACUGGCUGGGACGCCGUCAGCCAGCAGACCUUCCUCGGCUAUGCUGCUGGUGGUUCGGCCAGCGCCGAAUACGUCUAUGCCGGCCGUGGCUCAAUCGACGAUUUCCAAGCUCUCGUCGACCUCGGCGUUUCCGUCGAGGGCAAGAUCGCUCUGAUUCGCUAUGGCGGACUCUUCCGCGGUCUCAAGGUCAAGAACGCCCAGGACUUUGGCGCCAUUGGUGCCGUCAUCUUCCUCGACCCUGGCGAUGACGGUGAAGUCACCGUAGCGAAUGGCUAUGCUGCCUAUCCCGAUGGACCUGCGAGAAACCCAAACGCUCAGCAGAAGGGGUCGACUCUCUUCCUCUCCACUCGCCCCGGAGAUCCCACCACCCCUGGUUAUCCCUCGCACAAGGAUGCUCCCCGUGCCGACAUCUCGGACGUCAUCUCCCGCAUCCCCGCCAUUCCCAUCUCCUAUGGCGCCGCCGAGCCCCUCCUGCAGGCCCUCCAAGGCCAUGGCGUCUCGGGCGAGCAAGUCAACCGCACCAACUGGGUGGGCGGCCUGGACGCCGGCUACUUCACCGGCCCCGCUCCCGGUGUCAAGCUCAAUCUCGACACCGAAGUCGAAGACGCCUUCAAGGAUGUGCACAACGUCAUUGGCUGGAUCAACGGCACCGAGUCGGACGAGACCAUCUUCAUCGGCAACCACAGAGACACUUGGAUGAUCGGCGGCAACGGCGACCCCAACAGCGGCUCUGCCGUCCUGAUCGAGUUCACCAAGGCCCUCAACCACCUCCGCACCACCACCGGAUGGCAGCCCAAGAGAAACAUCGCUCUGGGCUCGUGGGACGCCGAGGAAUGGGGCCUGAUUGGUUCCACCGAAUGGGUCGAGGAGCACGAUGUCUGGCUGACCGAGAACCUCGUGGCCUACCUGAACCUGGACGUCGCCGUCAGCGGUCCUCGGCCCAACCUGGGCGGCACCCCGGAGCUGCACAAGCUCGCGACCGAAACCAUGAAGAAGGUGAUCCACCCCAGCUUCGGCGCCUUCAACCAGACCCUCUACUCCGCCUGGGAGGAGGCCUCGGGCGGCCUCGUCGGCGUCCUCGGCUCGGGCUCGGACUACACGCCCUUCCUCCACCGCGGCGUCAGCUCCCUGGACAUCGGCUCGAGCGGCGGCCGCACAGACCCCAUCUGGCACUACCACUCCAACUACGACACCUACCACUGGAUGGCCACCUGGGGCGACCCGGGCUUCCACCUGCACGCGUCGCAGGGCCAGUACCUGGCUCUGCUGGUCUACCACCUCGCCACCGACGACAUCCUCCCCAUCGACGUGCCCAACUACGCCGUCGAGCUGCGCGCCUACUACGACGACCUGGCCGAGUACGCCGCCGAGCAGGGCGCCGACCUCGACCUCUCCGAGCUGGACGCCGCCAUCGAGCACUUCCGCCGGAGCGCCGACGAGGCGAAAGCCCUCGAGCGCCUCGCCGUCUCCCGCGGGGACGAGGACCUCAAGAAGGUCGUGAACCGCAAGUACCGCGAUUUCCAGCGCGGCUUCAUCUCGCAGGGGGGUCUCCCCGACCGCGAGUUUUACAGGCACGUCGUCACCGCCCCGGGUCUCGAUACCGGGUACGCUGCUGUCACGUUCCCCGGCAUCACUGAGGGGGUGCAGUAUGCCGAGAAUGGGGACUUUAGCGUCGCCCAGGAGUGGGUUGGUCGUACGGCGAGGGGUAUUGUCGUCGCUGCCGACAUCCUCAAGACGUAGGUAGGUAGGCAGGACGAGGGGCAUGUCGUUGACUAAGUGCCAUGUUUGGCCUGAAUAUAAUCUGUACUAAAAGCUCGAUUA
This is a messenger RNA of Sodiomyces alkalinus F11, 2504 nucleotides long. Its product is annotated as Zn-dependent exopeptidase. The record is from RefSeq and is a predicted model, not a curated record. Gene Ontology annotation, molecular function: carboxypeptidase activity. Lineage: Eukaryota; Fungi; Ascomycota; Sordariomycetes; Glomerellales; Plectosphaerellaceae. The coding region runs from base 264 to 2423 and encodes 719 amino acids. The transcript has 5 exons.